AAACCACGCGAUUUGUGUUUUCUACCAAUGAUUUUGAGGAAAGUUAUGAAUGAGGUUUCCACACCUUACUUCUACCACCGUGAUCUCAACCUUGUAGUCCGUUCAGAAAUUGACAAAUGUGUCAAAACAAAGCAUUUGUUAAGUUUUUCCAAGUUUUUAAACGUGUGUAAAUAGUUUGAGUUUCUAUAACGAAUGUAAAUAGUCUUAUUUGUACCAAUUUAAGGCAUUGAGAAUGAAAGAUAAUGAAGCAGAAGAUAAAAAAGACAGGAAUGUCUUUAAACUCCUAUCUCAAUUACGAAAAGAAAAGUUAUUUAUCACAAGUGAGAAAUCCAACAUCCAAAAAUUGAAUAAGGCGAUAAAAAAGAAAACAGAAAUUCUGCUCGAAACAACUUGGAUAACAACAAAACAAAGACUUCACCUGCUUAAUCAAAGAGAGUUUACAUCACAAAACUAUGAACAUAUCAAGGCCAUAGUAAAUGCGGAAUUUGUGGAAGCUAAAACACUUUUAGGUUUUCAGUCGGCUGUAAAAAUUGAAAAUUUGCUACAAAUCUUACGGUCACAGCCUGAACAACUGGCAAGAUGGCUUUUUUUGGGAGAACAAACGGCUGAUGAGCCAGAUCAGUUCUCAAGUGUUUUACAAACAAUUGUUACUGGAUUGUAUGCUUCUUGUAUAUUUCCAGAGGAUACAAACUAUAUGUUAAAACUAUUAUAUGAACUGUCAAAGUUGCAGCUAAUUAAGAGUGAAAAUCCUAGACGAAUGCUCAAACAGGGUAUAUGUUCUUUUAAGAAUUUAUAUUUCAUUUUUACUGAAGUCUUGCGUACUGCAAAAUUCUUCCUAAGUGCUGCCUUAGAAUUGCCCGUAUUGCGUUUAUCAUCAUAUAGAGAUUUCUACUUGGACGUAGAUCCAGAUAAAACGCUUAUUAGGUACAAGCAAAAUGAAAAUAAUCUAAAGGCAGAAUUUAGAGACAUACAAGAAUACCGAACUGAAGUUAUACGGAAACUGGCUGAAUUUACAAACCAUUUUAUUUCAUCCUUAAGGGAAAAUGUGUACAGUUUUCCAAAACCCAUAGCCUGGAUUGUUUAUCAGAUUUCAAAAAUUAUUACAAAAUCUUUUGGAAGUAAAGAGGCAAAUGCUAUUGUUACCGAAUUAAUUUUUACUUUAUACAUUUGCCCAGCAAUUGUUGAUCCUGAACAAUACUGCAUUUGUGAUGCGCAAAUUACAGAAAUUACGCAGCACAAUCUAAUGCAAGUUGGACAAGUGCUUCAAGUUCUAGCGCUUAACAAAUUUGAAUCUCCAGAUAUUAGACUUAACGAUAUUUACAGUUUAUUGGAUAAUGAUAUGGUUUGUAAUUUUUUGGAAGAUAUUUUAUUCAAUCUAGAGUAUGAUGAUGAUUCACCACCUCUUGAUAUCACACCACAAGUUGUUAGAAACUGUGCUCUAAUUGAAGAAGACGAAUUAAAUAAUUUGGUCAUGUUUCUCCAAAAAGUCCAUAAUGAACAGACUCAAAAUGAUGGCGGUAAAAAGCUUGUUCUAGGAAGUAAUGUCAUAGAAGAACAAGUUGCUUCACUUAUUCUACCUUCUUCACUGGAAAAUUCACCAAAAACUAAUAAACCAUUCACCAACGGCUUUGCUGAAAACAACUUGAAGAAGUCCAAUUUUUUGUCAUUAGUCACAAAAAAUCACACGUCUAAAUCUAGAGAAGAAAUGGAAGAGACUUUUCCCCUAACUGUACUGAUUUUCUCACUGGACAAAGAUGUAUCAGAACCUGUGGGUUUUUUGCCAGAAGAAAAAGUCGUAAAUAUGAACAUGAACAUUAAGAAGGAGGUGGUACUUCCAAAACCACCAACGGAAAUCAUAACAGAAGCUGUAAACGGCCACGUAGAAGAGAAACAAGCAUAUUCAAAUUUCCAAGAUGAAGGCUCAAUUGGAAAUACUUCAGAUAAUCUAGAAGCCAUAUCAGAAGCAGCAAGCAACCAUUCAGUUGCUAGCAGCCUUGAACUAGAAAACGAAGAUCAAAAUGACAAUCUUUCUGAUAUGAUUUCUGCUAAUGUGUCUGGAAGAGGAACUCCUAACAUCUCUGGUAGAGAUACUCCAAGCUCUCAAGUUAAUGAUAUUGAAGAGAGACCAAUACCAGAAGCAAGACAAGCCGACAUUGCUCAACCACAACCUCAAAUUAGUAGACAGAUUCGAUCAGAAAUUGACGAUAAAUUUUGCAAGUUUGAAAUCAAGAAGCUGUUAGAAGGAGAUGAGACUAUUUCUAUUAUAUCUGAAACGUGGAGUACGGACGUUUUAGCUUCCGAUAAUGAAACAAUCGAUGCUGGAGAUGCACGAGGAGAACGUCAAGGCCUGCAAUUGAUAGAUCAAGCAAUUAAUGAAGUUCCAACAGGAAAUAUCUUGGAUAUUUCAGAAACACAGAGCGAAAGUGCUUGGUCUACUGACGUAAUGGCAUCAGACACUGAAAGAAUGACUGAAGUAGAUAAUGACGACGCAGGUAGUGUGGCGCAAUCAGAUGAUACAAAUAGUGUAGCACGAUCUGAUGAUACGCGAUCUGAAACUGAAGAGAAUCUGGUCAGUCCAGCUAGCCGAAGGCUAUCAGGUUCGUCAAACAGCUACGUAAAUCACGUUAAUUACGUAAAUUAUCAGGAAUACAGAAAAGUUGAGAUUAAGAAUGACGUCAAAACAGACAACAAUGCCAACAAUGUGUUGUUCAAAUCAGUGACUACUUUAACAGAUACUCAGCAGAUUGCCCAUAACGCUUUAAGUUUUUCUGAGCUAAAAACUACAACAUAUAAUUCAAAUCGAGUUACUAAUAGAUUACAGAAAGAUGUUCCAGGACCCAGCGGUUUCAAUUCCAGUGCCUCUGAACUCUUGAAACAAAAUAGUUACGAAGAAAGAUCCAACGAAAUUUUACUUAGUAACUGCAGUUUGAAUUCCAGCUCUAGCGGCAGUAGUAGUAACAGUUUUGAAAAUAAACAUUCCCAUGCUGAGAAUUGCGAAAGAUGGGAGAGCAAACAGUGGUUAAACAGUUCCGGAAGUAGCUUGAAUGUUACAUCCACUCCUUCUGAAAGUACGAGCGAAUUGUCGGUUUUAAGCGUCAGUAAUUUGAAUAAUCCAGUUAAUAUUGUAACUAAGAAAUCUGCGACUGUAUUGAAUACUCGAAGUUUGAAGCCGUCUGCAUCCACAGGGGCCAUACCAAAAAGUAUUAGUUUCGAUAUGAGCGCUGAUAAAGGAGAUAAAUAUUUGGACGAUGAUCAAAGAAGUAAGAGAGGUGGUUUCUUUGGAAAAUUGAGGAUAGGGUUUAAAAACCGGAGAGGAAAGUCAUUUAGAAAUCAAGAAGAUUUUCGAAUGGAGAAUGAUGAGUUUUCUGGAUCAAAUAAAAAAACGCCAAAUGAAUCUCCAGUCAAAGUAAAUAAUGCAGAAGUGUCAGAAGAUAUUUUAGCAAAAUAUAGAACAAAGCCGUAUUUGGAAAGACAAAGUACUCCACUUAAGGGAACUAAUGGGACUGAAAAAUCAGCUUCAAAAGUAAGAUCUGUGGAAGAAAAUGGCCCCGAUAAUAUUGAUGUUAAUAAUAGUUUUGAUGAUAUUAAAAAGAAGUUACGUUUAGUAUUAAGUAAUACCACAUCACAAACUCCCAAGGUUAUUAAGGAAAAUAGAUUAUCAGUGAAGAGUAAGGUUGAAACAAUUCUUAGAUUAGAGUUAGGUAAGGCGCGCAAACUAAAAGAAUGGUCCAAUAUAGCCAGAAUUUCCGAAACGUUGAGGUUUGUGAAUUUGUUGAACGAAAGUACCUGCCUGAGCUUAUUACAAUCACUUCAUGAAGACUACCUUCAACGCGCUGUCUACACAGAAUAUUUAAUAUAUUCUCGCCAAGAGCUUCUAUUUUGCCAUUCAUAUCUAGAAGGCCUCAGCGAACAAAUAAAUAACGAGAAACAACAAUGCGAGAAGUAUUUAAGUAUGAUUUGCGUAAAAAAAUUUUUAAUGGAACAAGAAAUUAGGAUAAUGCAGUUUUGUGAAGAGUUCAAGGAAAUCAGCCUGUCGGAUGAAAAGUGCGAUUACUUAAAUAACUUCUAUGAUCAGUUGUAUUUGGUGAUGCAGAAGAAUGGUCUGUGGCAAGAUAUUUUGAAAAACUGCGGAGACGUUAUUAAAAUUACGUUGGAGCGAUGCAUUAUGUGCAAAAUUUAUAAAUAUGCUCUAUAUCCUAACGGUGAUGGAGAUCGCGACAGGGACCAUGUUCUUUUUCAACACAUUGAGAAGUUGUCCAGUAUUAUAAGCCCUAAUCAUAAAGAUUUAAUGAUUCAUAAAAUGUUUCUGCGAGAGAUGCCAUGGAUACCCGCUCAAGAUGCUUUAAAAGCUAUGAAUGCUUAUAAAACACCCAGAGAUAAAGUUAACUGUGUAGUUCAUUGUGCAAAAUGCAUAAUGGAUUUGUUGUCGUUUUCUCAAAACGCUGGGUCUACAACAGCAGACGAUUUUACACCUGUGCUCGUUUACGUAAUAAUCAGGGUUAAUCCAAGAUAUCUUCUCUCUACAAUACAAUUUGUGAACAGCUUUUAUCAAAAUCAAAUUGAUGGCGAAGAACUUUACUGGUGGACACAGUUUUGUUCAGCCGUUGAAUACAUAAAAACUAUGGAUUAUUCUGAUUGACAAAUACUUUUUCACAAUAAUCUAUAUAUAAAUAUAUUUCUUGUAUAAAAUAUUUAUGUAAUUUCAUUAAUAUUUUAAUUUCUAUUAUUAAGUAUAUUUUAAAUAUGAAAUUGUUAAUACAUUAAAAUGGGGGUUUGAAAUAAAAAAACUCAGUAAAA
Zophobas morio is the source of this 4797-nucleotide messenger RNA. RefSeq names its product receptor-mediated endocytosis protein 6 homolog (gene Gapvd1). Gene Ontology annotation, molecular function: small GTPase binding; guanyl-nucleotide exchange factor activity. The record is from RefSeq and is a predicted model, not a curated record. Gene Ontology annotation, cellular component: cytosol; endocytic vesicle. The transcript is spliced from 12 exons. Gene Ontology annotation, biological process: regulation of GTPase activity; vesicle-mediated transport. The coding region runs from base 233 to 4639 and encodes 1468 amino acids. Lineage: Eukaryota; Metazoa; Arthropoda; Insecta; Coleoptera; Tenebrionidae.